UUAUAAAUUUUAUGAUCACACGCCUGACAGAUCAUUGCUCAAAAUGUUCUACAUUAAUUAUUUGACAUAUUUGUUUAUAUUUUUGUUACCGGAGAUUCAGUGGGGAUUGGCAGCGAAGUCUCAGGAAGAUUGUGAUAAGCUAAAUGAUAGCAGUGCGGAUGGUGGUGAAGUAUGUGGCACUGACGGAAACACUUACACUAAUAGUAAAUUUUUGGACUGUAUUAACAAAGUGAAGGAGACAGACAUUGCCAUUGUACAUGAAGGCAAUUGCAUUGCGGGACAUGUUUAUUGUGAUCCGGAUUUAAUUUACGCACCUGUAUGUGGAUCUGACAAUCAAACCUGGCCGAAUAAGAAAGCACUCGAGUGCAACAAUCAGAAUGAAAAAAUUGAAACAUCUAUACAAUUUCAAGGCGAAUGUUCAAAGAUUGAUGAUUGCUAUCGUAGGGGUAUCGAUGAAUACGGAUUGAAUUCCGUGUGUGCAAAUAAUGGUUAUACUUAUGACAAUGCUGGACAGCUAAAAUGCCUGAAAAAAUCCAACAAUGAUCUGGAGAUUUUACAUGAUGGAGGCUGUCGGGUUGAAGAAGUCUAUCCGAUCGUUGGCAAUGGAAAGCUUGCAUGUCAAAUUUCCAAAGAAAGAUAUGAGUGGAAUCCACUUUGUGCCAGCGAUGGAAAUACCUAUCCUAAUCCAUUCAUUUUUCUUUGUCAAAAACCAAAUCUCCAGGUCUUGGCAGACUGUGAAUGCGACACAUCUACUCAAGAAGCCUGCGUUACAGCGAAUAAAAAUGCUAAGAUGGUAAAUGGAAAGUAUGUCAAUGAAGAUUUUUCUGCUGAUGAUCGAGUCUGCGGAAAUGAUGGCAAAACGUAUAAAAGUAUUUUUCAUCUUCAAUGCGAAUCUCUUCACAAUAAAUACCUGAACCUUCAACACGAAGGGCGAUGCAGCGGUCCCGAAGAUAAUCCGUGUGGUGCAGUAUCAAUGACCCCAGACAGCAUGCCGGUUUGCAGCAAAGACGGAACCACAUACAUCAGCAUCCAAGCCCUAUUCUGCGCACGAAAACGUGGAGGAAAAGAGAUCAAAUAUCGUCACGAUGGUCCCUGCUGAGUCAAUUUUGGAGCGAUGAAAAGAGACGAUGAAUCAAAAAAAGAUGCAGCAGAUUAGUGGAAAAUUAUAAUAACGAAAAAACAGAUAUUAUUUCACUAAUUAACAAAGAAUGAAUCAGUGCUCCACCUAAAUUGUUUAAGAAUGCAUUGAUAUAUCUAAAAUUAAAUAGCGAAUGUGCAAAUUAAAUAGUGAUGUGUGACUAGAUAAAUCGUCACUUUUUCAACAUUAUGAGAAAGAUAAAUCGUAUUUUACAAAAUAAGCGAUUGAGGUAGAAAAUGUGAACAAAAAAUAACACUCGCAGCAUUUGGCAAAUA
This is a messenger RNA of Diachasmimorpha longicaudata, 1413 nucleotides long. Its product is annotated as serine protease inhibitor dipetalogastin-like. The record is from RefSeq and is a predicted model, not a curated record. The transcript has 7 exons. Gene Ontology annotation, molecular function: serine-type endopeptidase inhibitor activity; protein binding. Lineage: Eukaryota; Metazoa; Arthropoda; Insecta; Hymenoptera; Braconidae. Bases 44 to 1099 code for a protein of 351 amino acids.